Molecule: messenger RNA, 1374 nt
Organism: Aspergillus wentii DTO 134E9
Lineage: Eukaryota; Fungi; Ascomycota; Eurotiomycetes; Eurotiales; Aspergillaceae
Exons: 5
Coding region: 1-1374 (457 amino acids)
Biological process (GO): amino acid transmembrane transport
Cellular component (GO): vacuolar membrane
Molecular function (GO): amino acid transmembrane transporter activity
Source: RefSeq, a predicted model, not a curated record
AUGCCCUUGGAUAAAGAAGAUAACGAAUUGGGCCUGACUCCCUCCCACAACCAAAUUGGGGAGAUCCGCGAUGCUCCAUAUGCCCAUGAUGCUGUCUUUGGAGACAUCACCGAAGAUGGACCCAAUUAUCGUAACGUCGGAUGGAUGGGGACCAUUGCCCUUAUGAUCAAGACCCAGAUCGGCCUCGGAGUGCUCUCCAUCCCCGGCGCCUUCGAUAUCCUCGGAAUUGUUCCCGGCGUCAUCUGCCUGCUGGCCAUCGCCGCCAUCACCACCUGGUCCGACUACAUGGUCGGUGUCUUCAAGCUGAACCAUCGCGAAGUGUACGGCAUUGACGAUGCCGGUGGGCUCAUGUUUGGUCGUCUUGGUCGUGAAUUUUUUGCCUUCGCCUUUUGUCUCUGUAGUCUAUCGAUCGGUCUAAAUGCCGUCUCCACGCACGCCACUUGUACAGCCGUCUUCCUCGCCGUCGCUGCCAUUAUCGGGUUCGUGUUUUCGAGUAUCCAGACUCUCGGACGGCUCACCCUCCUAGCAUGGCUUGGUGCAUUCAGUAUCCUCACUUCGAUCCUUAUCCUCACCAUCUCCGUUGGUGUUCAAGACCGCCCUGCUGCCGCCCCCCAAGAUGCCCCUUGGGCCUCUGACUUUAAAAUAAUCGGCAAUCCCAGCUUUUCAGACGCUAUAUCGGCCGUUGCGACCCUCGUCUUCGGAUAUGCCGGGACCCCAGGUUUCUUCUCAAUCGUCUCUGAGAUGCGCGAUCCUGGCUUCUACCCUCGCUCCCUGAUGAUUUGCCAGAGUGUAGUGACGGGAACGUACAUUAUCAUCGGUUGUGUCGUCUAUUACUACUGCGGAUCCUACGUGGCCUCGCCUGCUCUUGGUUCGGCCGGUGUGACGAUGAAAAAGGUCUGCUAUGGCGUUGCUCUCCCUGGUUUGAUGGUCACCAUUAUGCUGGUUUCUCACUUGCCUGCCAAGUAUAUCUUCCUCCGCAUCCUCCGAGGCUCCAGACAUCUCACAGCCAACACCUUCAUCCACUGGGCCACCUGGCUCAGCUGCACGUUCAGCAUCGCCAUAAUCGCAUACAUCAUCGCUAGCGCCAUUCCAGUCUUCGAUGGUCUCGUCUCGCUUGUCGGAGCCUUACUCGGAACACUCAUGUCAUUCCAGCCAAUGGGGUGCAUGUGGCUGUAUGACAACUGGAGUAAAGGAAAGGUUGACAAAAAGCCCCGGUGGAUUGCCAUGGUUUGCUGGAGUUGUUUUGUGGUAGCAUCUGGUACUUUCCUCAUGGUGGCUGGUACUUAUGGGUCUGUGGUGAGUAUCAUGAACAGUUACAAAGAGGAGGGGGGAUCAGCUCCGUGGUCGUGCGCUGAUAAUUCGAAUUCGGUAUGA